CUUAAUUUAUCAAUUCUCUCACUAAUAACUAGUAAAAAUUAAUUAAAGAGAAAAUAAAAGAAGAGAGAAAUAGACAAGAGAAAAACAAACGGAUCUCCACUCCUUCUAAAACCCCUCUAAAUCUCAAAAUCAUUUUCGAAAACAAUGGAGUCAAACAACAACCCUAUUUCAGGCUCACUCGAAAACACUGAAAGCGGUUCACCAACACCCAUAAGCACCAAUUUGCACUCUGUCCCAUCAGCAACAAUUCCUGCUAACGGAGGACUCACAACCGAUGAGCCGAGUUCCAAGAAUUUGGUGGGGUCGUCAAAGAGGAAGAGAGGAAGGCCAAAAAAGUACAACGAUCUAGGGAAUUCGCACCCUUCGUAUGCCUCCAGCAGCAGGAUCUCUUCGCCACUUUCAAGAGCGGUGUCUCCACCUCCUGGCUUUGAACCUAGGGGAUCAUUUGUGUUUGAGAAGCCCAAGAGAGCUCGAAGAGUUCCAGCUAAUUCUUCUCAAAUUAACUGGAACAAUCAACCUUAUUACCAGCCAGUUGUUUUAGGAGGUGGAAUCGCAAACAGAGAAUGGAUGCACUUCGGCAUUCAAGUUAUAACGGUAAAAGCUGGAGAGGAUAUAGCAGCUAAACUAUUUUUAAUUGGCUUGGCGGGGGGCCGAUCAGUUUUUGUUUGCUCUGCUAUUGGUGAAAUCUCAAGUGUUACUAUUCGCCAACCGGGAAUUGCUGGUGGUGUCAUUGGUUACGAGGGUCGCUAUCACUUAGUGACCUUAAAUGGAUCAUAUCAAAUGAAAGAAGUUAAUGGGGUCUCAACUACAACUGGUGGUAUAACCGUCACUCUUGCUAGCGCUGAUGGUAAAUUAGUUGGUGGCUUGGUUGAUCGCUUGCUUAUUGCCGCAACCCCAAUUCAAUUGGUUAUUGGAAUCUUCAUUCCAAAAACUGCAGCCGCGGCUAUUCCGGCAUCUCCUGAUGCAAUGCCGGCAGAAAUACCGAUCAUGCAGCCUAUUUCGGGAGGAAAUGGAGUGGGCGCACCAGCAGUGCCUCUAAUGCCAGUUAAAACUGAGGUUGAAGACGAUGACAUAAUUGAACUCGAGGUUUGGGGUAACGAAUCGCAGCCACCACCACCGCAGGAGAGGAUGUACCCUGACAUCAAUGUGGCUAUACCUGAUAAUGAGUGAGCUGGAGGUUUUCGGUGUCUUUUGUUCUGUUGGUGCUGAGGUCCUUAGUCUUUUAGUUGGUGUUGUUGAGAUUAAGGUAGUUUUUAGAAAAGGUUUUAUUUUAAUUUGAGCUGGAAAUUUGAACCACAUUAGGUUGUUCAAUUGUUGUAUGAUCCAGUUUCAUGGAAUUUUAGACUUCACAUUUACUUUAUCUGUAAUGGUUUUUUAUUUUGAAAACGUUUAUCUGUAAUGGUUGAUUAUGAAAGGUUUCUAGCUUGUUCUUUGUUCA
Chenopodium quinoa (quinoa) is the source of this 1438-nucleotide messenger RNA. Its product is annotated as AT-hook motif nuclear-localized protein 7-like. Bases 145 to 1170 code for a protein of 341 amino acids. The transcript has 5 exons. NCBI's taxonomy places the organism in Eukaryota, Viridiplantae, Streptophyta, Magnoliopsida, Caryophyllales, Amaranthaceae. Gene Ontology annotation, molecular function: minor groove of adenine-thymine-rich DNA binding. The record is from RefSeq and is a predicted model, not a curated record.